AUGAUCAACAAGCCAACACAAGCACAAGCCUAUCCGCAUGACCCAAUGCGGUACAACGUUGAGCUCAUGUUUGACAUCAUGCCCGUCAAACGGUCUGCGGCCCGCCGUCCAGUAGUCCGAGGCAAGCGAGGGAAGUUCACUGGCAGUUCUUGCGGUCUGACAUCAGUGGGUUCAAUUGCAGAGCUGCGCGGACAGCUGAAGGAGACAUCUGGCCACAACCCUAGCUGA
Penicillium waksmanii is the source of this 228-nucleotide messenger RNA. RefSeq lists its product as uncharacterized. The transcript has a single exon. The record is from RefSeq and is a predicted model, not a curated record. Bases 1 to 228 code for a protein of 75 amino acids. Lineage: Eukaryota; Fungi; Ascomycota; Eurotiomycetes; Eurotiales; Aspergillaceae.